ACAUGAGGCCUGGAAGGAGAGUGAGGAAUUGACAAUGACGGCGCUCGUAGCUCUGUUGGCCUGUUCGUAUAUUGGAUCUGUGUCAAGCCAACGCAUCAUUUGGUCAGGAAGUCCAAGAGAGAUAACCAUUCCCCUUGAUGGAACUGGACCUCAGAUCUCGGGGAUUCCCCUGGGUCCUCAGAUCUCGGGGAUUCCGCUGGGACCCAAGAUCUCAGUGAUUCCUCUGCCACUUCAGAUCUCGGGGAUUCCUCUGGUACCUCAAACCUCAAGCCCAGUAGAGGUUCGAUCGCAACCAUGGCUUCUUAAAACAAACUCCUUCCCACAAUCGCAGACUUUCACUGCCAAGCAUCCUCAGUUCCCAUUGCGCUACCCCAAGGUAUUCCCGAUGCCGUAUGUUCCAAAACCUCAAAUCCAGACUCCCCAACAACCAUUAAGACUACAUUAUCCUCAAAUGCAUGGCUACCAACAUCUUAAGCCACAAAUUAAACCAUUUAAACGACAUAACGGAGCGCCUCUCUCUGCCUGGAAAAACAGCCCCGGCGGAAACGUCCUUGUUGUUCCUUUGGCGUCUUCAAAUAAAGUGCAAACGGAUCCAGUUGUCAUGGCGGGAUACAUCCGCGCUAUGAAGAGUGGAGAUCCGUGGAAACCUACCUUCCUACCUGGACAAGUCAUCCCGAGCAAUCUGCUAAUACCCGGCGGUGGUGUCGUUCUAGCCGGAGACGGAAGUGAUGCAACUGUCGCCGGCCCAGCCGGAAGUUUUUCAAUUGAUGGAGGGGACGUGGACAUGGUUAGUGUUGUUUAAAGUGACAUCGGCGUCUUUUCGUUUGGUUAUGAAACAUGGUGACAGUGUGCCCCUGUAGGAUGUUCUAUAAGUGCUCUAUGGGGGCUGUGAAAUGGACAUUAAGACAGGUGUGUAGGUAUUAUUUUAAUUUUGUAUUUUAUCUUUGAAACCGGGAUUAUUACUUUCCACACAACUGGAUAAUUACCCUGGAUAAACGAGGCACCCAACAUUCAUUCGGAUGCCUAACGAAAUGAACAUCCAAGACGUGUAUAUUUCCAGUUGUGAAAGACCAAUAUUGACUUAAAGCCAUGGUGGACAUAUGUGACGUGUUCUGUCCAGGACUGUUGCUGUUCAACGUGAAAUUGAUUACCAGUGUUUCGGUGAUCGAUGUCAGAAGAAAGGAUAUAACAGCUUGAUUGUUAUUGCAUAAAGUACAAUCAUCA
Molecule: messenger RNA, 1224 nt
Organism: Haliotis rufescens (red abalone)
Lineage: Eukaryota; Metazoa; Mollusca; Gastropoda; Lepetellida; Haliotidae
Exons: 3
Coding region: 35-802 (255 amino acids)
Source: RefSeq, a predicted model, not a curated record